Molecule: messenger RNA, 2186 nt
Organism: Menidia menidia (Atlantic silverside)
Lineage: Eukaryota; Metazoa; Chordata; Actinopteri; Atheriniformes; Atherinopsidae
Source: the annotation of a GenBank genome assembly
CGGCAGUAAGCGCCACUUUUGCCCUGAUUGCAGCAGAAAACGAAGAAGGGCAGCUUGUACACGGAAGCAGAGCGGGUUUUCACCAAACCUCCAACCUGUCGAACAGCAUUAGUCAGCGCGGAUUGAGCCGUGUAAGAAGAGCUGACAGACGAAACAGAUUCGUUUGGACAGGUUUACGAUACCUGACUGUGUGGACACGAUGAAGGCUGCGUUUCUGGCAUUUUCCAUAUUGCUGUACUGCUUCUUGGUCAUAGGAGCUCUAGAACAACAAAGUGAAGGACAAACGGACGGCGAAGCACCUGCUCAGACAGCUCCAGAAACAAUUCCUGACCCGGGUGAACCCCGCAGUUUGGCAAAUGACAUAGUCGACAACACAUCUGUUGCAAAAGAGAAUCAGGUGGUAAAAGCGAACAAAACUGGGGGCAGCACGGCUAAAUCUGCCAAUGAGACCACCCAGCAUUCAGGAGAAGCAGCCCAAAAUACACAAGCUCUUAAAGAGGAUAAAAAUGCCAGUGCAACAGUAAUUGAUUUAAAUAACAAAAAUAGAACCAUUGAAGAUGUGCUGAAAGGACCUACAACUCCUCCAGGCAACAAUUCUGGGAAGUCCAUCGCGGGAAAAGAUGGACACACUGAUGCAGAGCCAGAAAAUGAACCCAAGCCAGGAGGUUCUACAGAAAAUCAACAUGCUAGUGAUGCAAAUGGAGAAGAGAACCCCGACGAGGGAAAGUCAGAGCUAGAAACAGAGGCAGAGAUAGAAAUGAAAGGAGACGGCACCAGUAAGAUCGGAUCAGAGAGCAGUGAGGACGGGAUUGAAAACCCAAAAGAAGUGCAAACCAGAAACGGAGCAAGUGAGGUGAAAAUUCUGUACAACCCAUCUGGAAUACAGGAGGACGGGGAGGAAAGCAGUCAUUUCUUUGCUUACCUGGUCUCCGCUGCCGUACUGGUGGCAGUGCUUUACAUCACCUACCACAACAAGCGCAAGAUAAUCGCUUUUGUUUUGGAGGGGAAGAGAUCCAGAUCCACUCGUCGGCCUAAAUCCACUGACUACCAGAAGCUGGAGCAGCAAAUGUGAUUCCAGAUAGACACGGGAUCUCAAGCUAUUGCCUGGGCCGGCUGAAUGAACGGGUUCUUGGGGAGGAGGAGAGUAGAUCCUGGUGGGGGACAAGUUUUGGGUGUACAGCACAUUAAAUCCACCCUGCGUUUAAAAGGACAUUCUUUGGUUUUGUACCUUUUAGAUGUUAAUUGCAUGACUAUGCAGAUAACACUGUUGCCUUAUUGAGAAGAAGUAGUAACACGAGGGAGAGGUAAGCAUGCAGCCUUUGCACCUGUGUUUUUAUUCCACUUUCAAGGCGAUCUGUUCAUUUGGCCUGCUUCAGGUCCUGACUCAGGAUAUUUUCAUGUUCCUUUAGCGGUUUGGGAUCCAGUAUUGUUCAUAUGGCACAGAAAAGCCAUCUCUCAGCAUCAGAUGUUUGUGUAAAUGCUUGUUAAUUUAUGCAUAUUGUGUCCUGUAAAACAGUGUGUUCUGUAAAUUGAGUUGAUAGUUGUGUUAGUGUGUUGCUGGCUGUCUCUGCCCAGCUGUUCCUGUUUUGGUUGAAUCAUUUGAACUUAAACCACUUCAUGGGUUGGUAUCCUUGUUUGAUAUCUUGUUUUUUUAUAUAGAAAAAGAUAUUUGUUGGAGGGGACUGCUUUGCUUUGACUGCUUUGAAUGUGCUGUAAUUUUAUGGGAAAGCACCUCUAAUACGUAAGACUUAGUGUUUCCUCUUACGUAAAUGUGCGUUUCUGUUCAGAAGUGACUCAUUCCAAAAUAAUCUGUGCCAAAUUGUGGAUAUUACUGUGAUUUAAUGUAAGUCUCUUGUGUUGUUUGGUUCUGUAACACUUUCUUUUUAGCAAGAAAGCAGGAUGUAUAAAAAGAAAUGAUUUCCUUGCUCUUUGGCAGAUUCAGGUCUGUAUUAAGGUAUCUAAGAAGAUGUUUUUAUGAUGAGAUUUACAAAGGAAAUUAAAAGUGUACAUAUUAUAAGACAUUCCUCUGUUUGCUCAAUAAAAUUAAGCAUCAAUAUUAGAUACUAAUGAAGAAAUAUGAAGGAUCUAGGAUAACUUUAAUUUAUGAGGGAUGAAACCUGCUGGCUGGAAGUGAAAGCUGGAAAGUUGAGUAUAUGUUCCAAAUAAAAGCUUUUCUGUAAAUCUUU